Paramuricea clavata is the source of this 12211-nucleotide messenger RNA. Lineage: Eukaryota; Metazoa; Cnidaria; Anthozoa; Malacalcyonacea; Plexauridae. The record is from the annotation of a GenBank genome assembly.
AUGGAAUCGUUCUUCGAAGUGGUAUGAUUUAUUACAUAUAGUUUACAUUCAAUUAUAUAAUUUCUUAUGAAAUUUAUUCCUGGCAGUAGAAAUAUUCGGCAUCGCUUGCUUCAUAACAAUUCCAAUACAUAAAUUUGUGAAUAUUUCCCCCCAACAUAUUAUAAAAUGGCUUUGUUACUUUCGUUGUUCGGUGAUCUAGGGCAAUCGAGUUUGGAUUUUAGAUAACAAAGAAUGGCUGCCUACUGUGGUAGAGACUGUUCAAGACGGCAAAGUGUCAUUUCGAACCGAAUAUGGCAAGGGGUGUAUAGUUUAUUAAGUGUCAUAGUUUGUAGCAUACAAGUGUUAUAUUUCGAUAGUAAAGUGUGCGAUGUUAUAGUAAUAAAGCGGGGACCUAUAUGCAUUAUAUAUUUGCGACAUAUCGUGCUAUAUAAUUGCCUUGGCCGCCCCUAUAAUUUCUUGCGUGUUGAAACAAAAGAAAUAAAGUGAUAUCUGUCUGAUCGUGUCGGAAGAGCCCUCAACAGGUGGAGAUCUUUUGUGUUUACGUUUUGAAAUUAUAUUUGCACGUUUUGUUUUCAUAAUGAGCACGUUGAAUGUAUGCAUUUCACUUCCGCGCAUUGUAGCAAGUUAAUUUCAAACGUUCCGAUUGGCUAGCUAAUUAUUGCUGGGCUAGCUAAUUAUUGCUGGGCUAGCUAAUUAUUGCUGGGCUUUCCUUGAGCUUUUCAAAGUUUCAAAAUAAGUACAAGAAAAAAGAUUACGAAGUUCUUAAAGUCUUGAAAGUGGCACUGGAAUUUUACAUAUUUUUAAAUGUCAAACAUUUUUGAAAUUGGGAGUGGUUGGGUACACAAUUAAAGAACUUGGGUAAAUAUCUAAUGUUUGAGCUGCAAUGAUUAAAAUACCAAUGUCCUGCAAACAUUAAAAUUUGUCAAUCCAAGAAAAAUAACCGACUCGUUAACUAUUUGUAAGAUAAUGGCAUGGAUAAUGUACUUUUCAUUUUCUGUAACCAUGAUAAUUUCAGUGAUUAUCAGCUAGGAUUCAUUAAGGAUUUUUCAGUGGUGGGGCAAAACUGCCAAAAAUCCUCCCCCAGGAUAGUAUGCGGUCGCCGUAGGUGUGAGCUGAGUACCGCAGGCACGAGGUAGCUUGGGGGAUUUGUGGGCAUGCCCCCCAGGAAAUUUUUAAAAUUUGGGUCUCUGAAAUAGCAUUUCCUGCAUUCUGAAAACACAUUUAAAAAAAUCUCAGCUUCUCAAAACACAGCGGCCCAAUCUCGCAAGGGUCAGUAUAGUAAUGUAUAUUACAUAUUUUUACAAUAAUAUACAUUUCGGCUGACUAUGCUCAAAACAAAGUUUUAAUGGUAAAAUUUGUAAUACAUAAUAGUUUUUAAUCAGUGUCACUCAAUGAUUUUAGUUUCUUUCCUCCCUAUCCAACUGGGAUUAGAUAAUUUGCUGACUACCUGACGACUGGGGGAAGAUAUACUCAGGGCCGUAGCUAAGCAUGCAUAGUUGGGGGGGUGUAGGCCAAAAAUGUCCGAAUGACGAAAACAAUUUCCGAAUAUUUCAUGGUAUACAAAGCCACGAAGGUGUUUGCUAUCCAGAAAAUGAAAAUGAAAACGCAAUUUACAAACAAAAAUACUCAUAUUUUACGCACAGACAUUACAGAAGCGUGCAGUUCCGUACAGAAGCGUGCAGUUCCGUAGGAAGUUCUUUUUUAUAGGGGGUGGCUAGGGCCGAAGGCCCGAGGAAAUUUUUAAAUUUAGAGUCUCUGAAAUGCCAUUUUGUGGACUUUGGGGGAAGUUUUGACAUAAUUCUGAUGGUCAGAAAACAGAGUUUUAGCACGUCGAAAUUUACAAUUAAUUUGCCUUACAAUUUAGAAGAACUAAAUGGGCGAAGGCGUAUAUGGGUAAUACGAUUCUUUGCGGUUUUUCAUGGGUAAUGUAGCCGAUUAAAAUUAAUCAAUUGUCAGUAUUUUAAAGAUAUAUUGAGGAAUGCCCCCUGUUGCUACGGGCCUCUGAAGUAAUAAACCGAAACACAUUUACCGAUCUACGAUUUGUUAAAUGUUAUCCAUGUAAAUGCCGUGAUUUUGUAAAUCAGUUUAUGAUGCUGACAAUACAUGCAAUUUUAUAGUAUUUUCUCUGUUUAAACAACUAAAAUUUUGUUAUACUAUUACUGGCGUAAUUUUCCGAAUGACCAACCUGAUUUUCCGAAUAUGUUAAUUCUAAAAAAGUUGGGGGGUUAACCCCCCCCCCCAAUACCCCCCUUCGCUACGGCCCUGGAUAUACUGUAGAUGAGAUAUACAACAAUACAAAAUGUAUUAAAAUAUAUUAAAUAAAUUUUUAUGUAAUAUUAAAUAUAUUAUUGCAUAAUAUUUGUUUUAUAUCAAAUCCUCUGGUUCCGACCCCCACUCCCAUCCACCACCCACCCGUUUAGCACCACUCUUGACUGUUCUGACUUUUAUAAGAUGGAAUGUCGAGAAUGUGAGAGGAUAUGAGAAAGCAUGCAGAUGCAGCUUUCAGCAAUAAGGUUGACUUUUUACUAAUGAUCAAAAGGGCCCAGUUCAUCUGACAAUCUUGUUUCACUACUGGGGCAAACAAAGGGCCUACUGGGGUAAAUGCCCCAGUAGUUAUAUAGUUAAAAAAUGCCCUGGCUAGGGUUUGAGAUUUGCAGUAUCCUAUGAAUCAUGUGGUUAUACUCCUGUAGUAUUCAAAAAAUUUAGUGCCCGAUAUGUACAGUAUCUUGUCUGGAAUUAGAUACUGUAGAUAUAUAUUUAUUACAUCAAUGUGCAUAAAAAAAGGGCCAUAGUAAGUAGUUUGUAGGUUUGGAUCCAGAAAUUAGUUUACGUCAUCAUAUUAGUGUCACUGUUCUGUCAAUUAGUAAUGGCAUUCCUGUCAUAUGUAAUUAUGUGAAAUUACUUUAGUCAAAUUAGCGACAUUUUAUUAUUAGUUAGUUAUAAUGUAGAGUAUUAGUCACACGACCAUAUCAGCUACCGUAUGCUGUAAUAUUAUCAUCAUGUUUAACCCUCCAAGUGGCAAUGUGUCCAGAUGCACCCUACUUUAUUAUUUUACUCUGUCUAAUGCCAGGCGAUUUUACUUGUCAGGGAGAGAGUGCUGCCACUCAAUGGGUUAAAUAAUUAAAUGCUAUUAUUAUUAUUAUUUAUUGUUAUCCUCAUUAUACCUGAGUUUUGACAAUUAUCCAAUUUGGAUUACCCAAGAGGGUCUUGCCUAACUAAGCCUUUUUCAUUUCAAGACAUUAUUCAAGACAAGUACAAAAAUUUGGACAUUGUAGUCAAUGUUGUCGUUAGCAUCAAACUCUAUCAGGAAACAUUUAGUGAACAUUUCAAUUUUGAGUUCAUGGCGACUAAAUAUUAUACUCACUCUGGUACACCAAAGCAAUUGUUUUAUUUUGAAAACUUGAACACCUGAUUUCUAGUUUGGAUACCGUACCCGGUUAAGAAAUGUUAUUAUCCACAAUGGAUUCCAGGGGGGGAAAAUCCAAUCUGAAACCCUGAUUAUUAUGAAGUAAACUCCAUAUCCUCUGAUGAUGACUUGCAAUAAAGUGGAAUGUUUACAAUUUCAAUUGUCGAAUUUACAGUCUACUAGAGAGGACGGAUCUGUCAGGACAUACUGUACUUAGCCACUUAGGGGAGGGGGACGGAGCUGGCCAAUGGAUGGAAGGUGUUAACCCAUUGAAUUGAGCAAGGCUAUUCUGCCGUAGUAAUUAACUCCAGGGUUGCAUAACAAUUAACAAUAGUUCUGGUUUUGCAUGCCCUCUGAAAACCCUGGACUUUCAUUUUACUCCCGGAAACUCGUUGCAAAGUCUUGUAAUUUCAAAGUGAUUCAUGAAAAAUGAAAAACCCUGGAAAACUUUACUUAUAAUACCUGUAUGCAGACUUGAUAAUUAUUGAAAUAAAGGUUAUCAGCUUAAUUAUUACCAAAAUUACUUUUGCUGUACCGUAUUUCAAAUUCCCCUGGAAAAUGAAAAAAAAGUUGUUGAAUGUCCCGGAAUUCCCACCUACAAAUCCCUUCAACAAUUAGGUAUAUCGAAUCAGAUGCCCCAAAUCCUGAUAUCUUCCCAUACAUGGCACACCAUACUGUACCUUGGCAUCACCUUAAUAGUAUUUAUACAUGAACUUGUGGUUUGAGCUCGACAACUGUCUCUCUGUAGCUCAGUUGGUUUGAGCGCUGCACCAGAAUUGCAGGGCGGAAGGUUUGAUUACUGCCACAGGGCCAAUAGUUGCAUUUUUCACAACUGUUCCUUGGUUACUGUACAUAGUAGGUCAAAUAAAUGUACAAGGGCUCUCCCCUUCAUGAGUAAGAUCCCCUAGUGUUAGACAUAGUAAAAUAAUAAAAGUUCUGUGGCAGCUGGGCCACAUUAGGUGCAACAUAACUUAAUGGGUUGGGAUAACAAACGCCAUUAAUUGAUCUUCUUUCUUCAGCCUCUUUCGUUUGUUCACUGUUCGUUUUUUCUUUGUCGUUGUCUUGUCUUGUUUCGUUUGAGCUUUCUAUAACUUUUCAUACAUAAUUUUUACUUCGUUGAGUCCACUGCCGAAUUUGGGUUGUGCACGCCCUUUUAUACUAACGGUUGAGGGAUCUUUGUCCACGUGAUGUAGCAAGUGGUGUAGUGCUGUGCAAACUCCGGUUUUUCAUCUCCGGCUCCGGCUCCGGCCGAAUUACAGCUCUGAGCUCCGGCUCCGGCCACAUCAUAAAAUAUUAAAUAAAUAUUUUACGAUCAGAGAACAUUUAUUAAUAUUAUUAUGAAUAACCCUUUUCGCGCUUCCUAAUUAUCAGAUAACAUAAUUCAGGAAACAAAACAGUGAAAAUACUUAAGACUUAACCACGCAGAAAAUAUCUAUAUGGAAACCAGCCUCGAAAAAUCUUUGACACGAGGCAUGACGCGAGGCAUGACGCUAACACUCUCAGACUCCACAGCGCAAUUGUUCGCACGCAAACAAAGUACUCUGCCAUUUUCAAAAGGUAGAUAUUUAUUUGUUUUGUACUUUUUCGUUAUCUACAAGGCAUGAAUGCACAGACUACAGUAUGUAGCGCUAAGUCAGAUGGCUUCAUGAAAGCAUGACGUUUGUAAGUUGCGAUCGUAUUACAGCUUUUCGACGCUGUUCCUGUGGGCUGUGGCAGUUUGAGUCUAUGAUGAAUUCAUUAACAGCAAUUGGCAGUUUGCAGUAACUAAUAAUCGUUUGAUUUGAAUUUGUCUCAUUUCAUAUUGUUUUCUUGUCAUUUUGCCGGAGCCGGGAAUACGUAACUCCGGCUCCGGGCUCCGGCAUACAAAAUUCGGCUCCGGCGUCGGAAAAACCGCCGGAGCUCCGGCAGAACUCCGGCUCCGGCAACUCCGGCGCACAGCACUAAAGUGGUGUGAUUUGUAUCCAGCCAAUCAACGUUGAGGUUUAAAAGUGUGGGUUGGCGUUGGUAGCUCGUUCCAGCCCUCAAAUUCUGUUUAUUUAUGGCGUUGUCGCAUUGGUCGAGUUGGUUCGCUGUUCAAUCGAUCAAUAUUAAAAUAUGUUCACAACUUAAAAUACUUAUCAAAAUAUCAUUGUAAAAUCUUCAAACUAUACCUAUGUGAACCUUACUUUACCUACUAAACUAAAUUUACUUACAAUUUUAUUGAACCAAGAUUUUGAUGACGUAAUAAUAAUAUAUAAUAAUAAUAAUAAUGACAUUACUCAACCGCGCGAAAUAUACCGAAGAAUGAUUGACAGAAAGGCCCUAAGCAUGCACAUUUUCAUGUCAGAGAAGAACCAGCCUUGGACUUUGAAUUAUGUAAACACAACAGCCCACCAUGCAAGGUUAUCGUCCACCUUUGACAAAUUGACAAAUUAUUUAUCUUGCCUAAUGGACAGAUAAUUGACACUUUUACACAAGUCCGAAAUGAUAUAUACUUUAUCUGCGUUUUACAGCAAAAAUGCUCAUUAUCUCUCCAUUUGACGUAACUACUGUAGUAUCUAUAAUUACCUGGGGUGCAAACUGAACUAUUUUUAUACUAUUUAGAUAUACUUUCGUAACAAUAUAUGUAUAAGUGUUUCUACCUCCAAUAGUCUCUUGUGAGUUUUUCAGUGUGACAGGAUAUCGGCUAUGGAUAAUUUCCUAUUCGUAUAGGAUCCUAUAGGAAUUCCUGUUGGUACAACAGGUAUAAGAAUUUGGGCCAAAUUCUAAUAAGAAGUAAUUCUGUAGUAUUGUCAUCAUAAUGCCAAACUAAUUGAGAUAUUGUGUUUCUCAUUUCCUGUAACCAUGGUCAGCUGUUAUAAUGAAAGAAACGCCAUAUCCUUUGACGAUGAAUUACAAUAAGGAAUGCCAUAUCCUUUGACGAUGAAUUACAAUAAGGAAUGUCAUAUCCUUUGACGAUGAAUUACAAUAAAGUGGAAUGUUUACAAUUUGGUUUACAGUUUACUAGAGAGGGCAGACAUGUCAGGACAUACUGUAAUUAACAACGUACAACAUGCAAAGAAAAUCAUGCGUGCAGAUAGGAGCGAAAAUCCAGUCCAAACCGCAGUGGGGGGCGGGCAACAGGGCUUGGUAACGGAUGUAAUAUAUUAACCUAUUGAGCGCUCUCCUCUUCACCAGUAAAAUCGGCUUGGGUUAGAAAGAGUAAAAUAGUAAAGUAGGGCGUAUUGAGGUACAAUGCAACUGCACAUAAUUGGUUAAUGAUCGGGUUUUAGUUGAUGGAAUUGUAGAAUUAUUAAAUAAUAAUAAUUAAUAAUAAUUAAUAAUAGUAUACUAAUUAAUAAUUAGUAAUGAAUUAAUUAUUAAUUGUUAGUUAAUUGUAGAAUUCAGUUAGAUACAGUAUUUUGUGGAUGGAAUUGUAGAAUUCAGUCAGUUGCCUAGGCUACCUAAGCCAGCCCUUCAGGUAUCCGUUUGAAGUCCUGGAUAAUAAUAAUUUGGGUAUGGCCAAUACUGUUUUGCUCUACUGAUGCCCCGGCUAUUAAUUGAUGAGCGUAGCGAGUAUGCAAAGAAUGGGAGGUCGAAGCUUCAAGGGCGCUGUGAGUUGAGUGGUGGGCAAAGGGAAGCUUUAUGUAUUUGGUAUAUUAUCUGAGUGCAAGACUGGGCUAAAAAUUUCAGCUUGUCAUGACUGCAAGUACCGGCGAAUUACACACAACCUCUGGCGAAUGGCUGUCACAUGUCUUCUUAGCGCUGGCGAAAUUCGCCUUUCGCCGGCCUAAACCAAGACGGGUGCCUAAGCCAAGUGCUGAAUGAGGCAAGAGGACAACCAAUGGGCAACAAAUGAUUGGGCAUCACUUCCAAGUGCCCUGAAGAAACGAUGCCUCAAAAUAUUUUUAAGAGAGAACUCAACAUGUUUUUAAUUAGUCAAUACUGUUUUGUAGCUACCCUUCCGGCCACUGCCUGUUAACUGGGCCUUGUCUGUUCGCUAAAUUCGAACCUGGCAAUUGACCGAUUCAAAAACCAGCCACCACAAUUUUGCAUUAUUUUAUAUUUUAUGCAUUACCAGGCUAGUAAACUAUUUUUCAGCAGAGACUGUUAUUUAAGGCAAUGUGCAAGAUAAGAUUGAAAACAAUCCAUGGCAGCGAAAUUAUAGCCUUUUGAAAUGUGGAAAACCACCAAAACGAGUCUAGUCUGUCAGUCUUCUUUGCUAAAUCUAGCAGAAACUCUGGUAUUCUUAAGAUUUAAUUUCUCAAAGACAACUUAGAUGGUAUUAUAUUUAUAUUUUGUAAACUAUUCUUACAUGGCGUCAGAAUUAAUUUAGGGGGGAAAAGAAUGGCAUUGCCAUUUUUCGGUCCAUUGCCUUAUUCCUUUAUGGUGUAGUAUAGCAACUUGGUCUUGUUUCUUUGCUAAUUUGAAACAUGGCGAUACAGCUUAGCAAGUGGACCCUCUUCCUGGGGUAAUUUUAAUUUGAGGCAUAGCUUAGCAACUGUUUCUUGUUCCUGUGCCAAUUUUUAAGACUCCUUUGAAUCAUGGAGUCAUAGCUUAGCAACCGCGUCUUGUCUCUUUGCUAAUUUCGAACACGGCAAUGGUCUUAUCCCUUUGCCAUUUUUGAACUUUGGAGAGAUAGCUUAGCAGCUGGAUCUGCUUCCUCCAGAUUAUGGGAGAGGGCAUAGCUUAGCAGCUGGAUCUGCAGGUCCAUUUGCUAAUUUCAAAUUGUGAUGGCUUCGCAUAGUUUUGCAACUGGAUCUUGUCCCUACGGCAAUUUUGAAUUUUUGGAAGCAUAACUUCGAAUAGAAUUUUCAGAGAGGAAAAUAAAAAAUCUUUCAUAUGCACUUUAAACCAGGUUACAUAGUAACCAAGGUCAGUAUCAUAGGAGCCGCUCACAGUCUGGAGAUAUAGAGGACUGGUGCAGGCUUUUGUGUCAUUAGCUACCUUGUAGCCGUCUGGGCUUGUACACUGCUUAAAGAAUAACGUAAGCCAAAGCCAAAGUUUUUCUUCUGUGAUAAUUAUCAAAUUUUGGUUUUCUAAUAACCGUCUAACACUUUGUUCGGUGCGAUAAGGUCCUUGACCAUUCGCAAUCUCGUUCCCCGAGCCUGCGAUCCUCGGGAAGGAAUCGAAGGCUCUGGGAUAAUCCGUUUCAGGGAGGAAUCUGAUUGGCCAUUGAUAUGGAAUGCGUAGUUCAAUCUUAGCCAUGAUUCUUGGCUUCCGGUAACGGAUUAUCCCAGAGCCUUCGAUUCCUUCCCGAGGAUCGCAGGCUCGGGGAACGAGAUUGGACCAUUCGCUGACGACGUCUGCACCUAACCAUCCACAUUUGUAUGAGUAUGAUGAGAACAGAUAUGUACAGUACUAUACCUAUUGCACUUCAAAUGUUGAGUUUUUCAUUUGAUCUAGUCUGUUUCUUUCUUCCCUGCCCUUGCGCCUUUUGAGGUAGCCAUGCAUAGCCGUUGUCUGCACGAGACGGCGAGGAGUGUGCCCAAAUUUCGUGUUAUGAACUCAUAACUUGAUUCGCGAUAUGAUCCGUGGGGAAAGUAACUGAAUUUAGGUGGGAGAAAUAGUACGAAUACUGUUUACGACCUUCAUAAGGCACUGGACGCCGAAUGACCGAAGUUACCAAAUAUCUUGACGUCUAAAUACUGCUAUGCUGUUUCCUAAAUACUACGCGGUAUUUUUAUACUGUAUAUAGUUAAUAAAUAAAAAUAGUUAAAUGCAAAUAUUGAAAAUGCAGAAUAGGCAGUAACUGAAAUCAGGCCAUUUAUCAUGCUUUGCAGGCAGCGAUUGAAGCAAGUUUCAUACGACCUGCUGUAUACUUUAUUCUCAGAUAUUGAAAAGAAAAACAACGUUGCGUUAUACUUUAUAAUUCACUGUUUACUGUUGAAUCCGUAAAAUUUCAACGUGCAUAAUAGGCAAAUUACGAAGGAAUAUUUUGUUACUAGUUUUGAUGUCUUUAAUAUCUUGAAGAGUACAAUGCUAGAAAGAUCAUUAACCAUAAUCUCGGGUAAAAUAUAUCAUUAGUGAGCUUAAGUAUAUAGGACGGCAACGCUAUACCACAGCUGUAAACGAACUCGUUAAACUAAAUGAUUGUAUAUAAGGAAAACCUCUCGUCUAUUACCUAUCGUAAAGAAUUAAUACCGUUUAAGGAUCGAAGUUAAGACAAGCGGAUUUAUGGUUGAGAAGAGUUCUAGGAUUCAAUUUGAAAUAAUCGUAGUCCCACCUUGAAUUGUAGCCCUUGUAUACAAGAUCUAUGUGAUUUAAUACUUUUAUGAGAUUUUAAUUAAUUUUGUUUCAUGCAAUAUUAGGGUUAUCGUAAUUUAUACUUACGGCUUUCGUCGUUUGAAGUGUAAAUUCUUGCGUGUCACAUCCAUGUUUCUUGCGUGUCACAUCCCUGUACUUGCGUGUCACAUCCCUCUAUCUCAUGUUACUGUGGUAUACUGUAUUUUAAAAGGAGGCACCUUUGGUCCUAUUGCAUAACUUUUCGGUAAUCCAAUAUUCGACUGUAGAAAUUUGGGCGAAUUUCUUGUUAUGUUUGACUAUAAUAUAACCUGCUAGGUAUAGGACACCAUGAAGUGGCGAAUUGAGUGCAUCAAUUGCAUUGUGCGAGGAUGCUCCCAGAGUAGUGCUACUUCGUUUUAAAAUUAUUACACUUAAUUUCCUAUACAAGAGAGGAUUUACUUGCCAGAAGUUACAAUCUUUUCAAAAAACUAUUGGACUUAUGUUUAUGUAAUUUUACACAAUUUGAAAGGCAUAUAGCGCCCCCAGUUCAAAGUUGGGCCCACAAAGAUCUGAUGUCUGGUUGCAAGACGCCAAUAUUGAUACGGAUGCAUGGGGGAGGGAGGGUGGAAUAAAUGUAUCAAGAAAUGGUACAUAUAAUUCAUCUGAGUGCAUGUAUAAACUAGAUUGCCCCAAUGGAGAUCCGAUUGUCAAAGAUUGUAGAGCAAAGGGACAAGAUACAUAUUAAAAGUUAUUGGAUAUAGGCUGCAUAUUAAACAUAAUGGGGCAUUGCUACGGAGUGGGAGAUGGUGGGUCAAUGUCCCAACUACCAAACAGUACAAGGAGCGUGUUUAGCUCGACAUUCAUUGGUAUAAAAUAGGUAAUUGGACAGGUACUGGUGUAAGACAUUGUGUAUGGAAUAACGGUUAGUACUUCAACAUUUACAGGAAAUUAUUUGAAGUACAUUAAUCAUUUUUUUCUGACACCCGUUGGAUAUCAUCUUCAACUUUAGUACUCGUUGAGAUAUCUAAUUUAUAUGUACAUGAUUAUGUUUGGAGUCAUGCUUUGACAAGUAAUAAUGAAUUUUAGUAUAAUUACAUAGGUGAUUAUUGAAAAUUCUCCACGCUGAUUGGUUGCCGUUGAGGUGAUUAUUACGCGAUAAUCACCUAAGCGAUUUUCAAAAUGGCGGCCAAAGCCUUUUUGUCAAUUAAAUGACGAAGAAAUGUGUAAUUUCUUAUUUUUUUCCCAAAUAAUCACCUGUGAAAUUAUACUAAAACAAUUAUUCACCUCAGGCUCGGUGAUUAUCGUGAAUAAAAACCUCGACUUCGUCUCGGUUUUUAUUCACCGAUAAUCACCUCGCCUUCGGCGAAUAAUUGUUAAAUAUUCAUGAAGUGGCCACCUGCCUCAUCAGAAAAAACACUGAUGUCAUGAGAAACUAAUAUCUGAAAAUAGUAGUGACUUUACGUACGGCCGUACGCAGGAUUUUCCUGUAGGGUAUGGGUGGGGGGGCAGUAGGACCUAUAACUGAUAUAAGAACCCAAAUAACCAAAGGAUAACUAAUUAUAACAUUAUAAAAAUUGUAAGUUGAACAUUUCUGGGGGGAGGAGACAAUGGCAGCUGCUCUCCGUUCCUGACUUUAUGGUGCAUUAAUUUUGAAUAUAAUAUGUGAUAGAUUAAUAUGUGAUAAACAGACUUUUUACAGAGUCGAGAAAAUGAAAAAAAAACCCUGAGCAUUUCAGUUUCACUUAAGACUUUAUCCUGUGAUCUGUAUUUCCUUACCCGAAGAGCGCUAGCAACAGUUAAAAAUUUGCAGGCAAGAUCAUUUUUGUAGUCCUCAAAUUUAUUUGCUGUACUGUAUAAUUCGAUGUGUAGAAUAAUGCAGUCGUAUAUAGUUGGCAAAUAUGCAUGGCUGUUUAUCGAUUAAAUCUAAAAUACUUGUAAUAGUGUAUUAUUCGAACGGAAACCUGAGAAAUAAAUUGUUUCGUGAGGGGAAAAAUUGAAAAUUAUGUAGAUCAACAAAGUUACCACAUAGUGUGUCUGUUUUCACUAUUGGGCUUGAACCCCAAUAAUGAAAUAAAAGUAGUAUUUAAUUCUAAAGUACGCUAUUUUCAUCGGUUUAUUUUGGCACGGGCUGUAGUUAGCCUUAACUGCCAUCUGUUAUUGCCGAGUCACAUUUUUCUGCAGCGGUUAUUAUUUGCACCAGUUAUUUGCAGGGAAAUUAACCAUUCAAAGUUGAGAAAAUUAAUAUGUGAAUACUAACAAUAUUAUCUAUUUGCCUAUUAGAGGGGUUUGACGACAGUGAUCGCUGCCAUUAACGGCCCAUUAACCAAUCAGACGCGUUUGAAAUUUGCGAUUAACCAAUCAGAUGCGUGUACUGAGCUAGUGAGAGGUAGCGGUUUCCGAAUCUGGACCUCUUUAUUCUCACUUUGCACGACCACGACCUACUGUGAGUAUUUUUACUUUUAGAGUAUCACCAAGGAUCAAAGCUCGCUGUCUCGAGAGAAUGCAUCAGUCAUGCACAACAGCAGCUUGGAAGGUGUGGAAGACAUGGCACAUUUGGAAGAUCUUCACGAAGCUGGAAUACUACAUAAUCUCCAUGUCAGAUAUAAAAAGGAUGAGAUAUAC